GUUUAAGUUUUUGGUUAUAUAAAGCCAUUCAAUGCCUCAUCACUCAUACCCCAAAACCAAAUUAAAUCAAUCUUUCUUUAUUUCUCACUUCUUGUCACAAAAUAAGAAAUAUGACAACAAACACAGAAAACCUUUGGGUUUUUGCUAUAGCUACAAAAUGCAAAUCAUUCAACCCCAUCAGCUCUAUAUGCUUUGUACUUGUUUUUCUUCUUGUCUGGUUAGUCAUGAACAUGAUUUACUGGACUCACCCUGGUGGUCCAGCUUGGGGUAAAUAUAAUAAAUUGACAAAAUAUUUUCUAGUGAAAAAUAAAAUUCCUGGCCCUAGAGGAUUUCCCCUGAUAGGUAGCAUGGACAUGAUGACUGGUUUGGCACACCAAAAAACUGCAACCAUGGCCGAAUUUUUCAACGCCAAACGUCUCAUGUCUUUCAGCCUAGGGGAAACCCGAGUUAUCGUAACGUGUAAUCCUGUCGUAGGAAAAGAAAUAUUGAACAGUCCAGUGUUCGUUGAACGUCCGGUAAAUGAGACAGCUUACAAAUUAAUGUUCGAUAGAGCGAUUGGGUUCGCGUCUUAUGGGAUCUACUGGCGAACACUUAGAAAAAUUGCGUCCACGCACAUGUUUAGUCCGAAGCAGAUAAAAGCAUCCGAAGCUCAAAGGUUUGAAAUCGCGAAACAGAUGGUGGCGAUUUUUAACGGGAGUCCCUGCCUACGGGUUCGGGAUGUGGUGAAAAAGGCUUCUUUAAACAACAUGAUGUGUUCUGUUUUUGGACGAAAGUAUAGCCUCCUCGAUCGUUCUAACGAAGAGACAGGGGAGCUGGGAGCUCUUGUCAGUGAAGGUUAUGAUCUUUUGGGAAUGCUAAAUUGGUCUGAUCAUCUCCCUUGGUUAGCUGAAUUUGAUCCACAGAAAAUUCAGCACAGGUGCUCACAGCUCAUGCCUAGAGUGAACCAGCUCGUGGGUAAGAUCGUCAAUGAACACAGGGCUCAACCUUGUAGUGUUCACCGCGAUUUUGUGGACGUUUUGCUCUCUCUUCAGGGCCCUGAAAGAUUAUCAGACUCUGAUAUGAUUGCCGUGCUUUGGGAGAUGAUAUUCAGGGGAAGUGACACGGUGGCAGUACUAAUAGAGUGGAUAUUAGCACGGAUGGUACUUCAUCCUGACGUUCAGUCAAAGAUACAAGGCGAGCUAGACAGGAUUGUCGGAAGAUCACGGUCCGUUAUUGAGUCCGAUGUAACCAACAUGGUUUAUCUGCCAGCUGUAGUGAAAGAAGUACUUAGGUUGCACCCUCCGGGCCCACUGAUGUCCUGGGCCCGUCUCGCGAUAAAGGACACGACAGUGGAUGGGUAUCACAUACCUGUGGGAACCACAGCUAUGGUGAACAUAUGGGCCAUCACAAGGAGUGAAGAGGUUUGGACAAAGCCACUUGAGUUUAAGCCCGAAAGGUUCAUGAAUGAGAUCGAACAUGUAGAUUUUUGGGUGUUGGGAUCUGAUUUGAGACUCACACCAUUUGGUUCCGGAAGGCGAACUUGUCCAGGAAAGACACUGGGCUUGACCACAGUCACUUUUUGGGUAGCAAAGCUUUUGCAGGAGUUUGAAUUCGGGCCUACCGAUGGAACCAAAACGGUUGACUUGUCUGAAGUGCUAAGGCUUUCCUGUGAAAUGAAAAACCCACUGAUGGUGAAGGUGCAUCCAAGAAAUGUAACUAAUUAAACGUCCCUAUUAAGUUGUUUACAUUACUAUGUGUCUGCAUUGUAUGGUUAUUACUUUAAAUAAGAAGUAUGUUCUAAUUGUUAGUACUUCAUAUUUACUAUAAUAUAUUACUAGAUCCCGUAUUAUGUAGCAAAUUAAAUGUAACAAUUAAUUUAGUGCAAUGAGUUGGUUAUGUUAUUUUUC
Molecule: messenger RNA, 1886 nt
Organism: Capsicum annuum
Lineage: Eukaryota; Viridiplantae; Streptophyta; Magnoliopsida; Solanales; Solanaceae
Product: cytochrome P450 78A3
Exons: 2
Coding region: 111-1703 (530 amino acids)
Molecular function (GO): iron ion binding; oxidoreductase activity, acting on paired donors, with incorporation or reduction of molecular oxygen; monooxygenase activity
Source: RefSeq, a predicted model, not a curated record